AUUUCUCUUUCUUUCAUUUUGUACUUUCAAUCAACCUAAUUUAUACGCUUAGCAAUUAAUAUUUAAAAUAAUGGCCGACUUUGAAGAAUGCGCAAACCAGCGUGACGAGUUGCUCACAAGCAAGCUAUGGAUAAACGACCUUAAAAGUCAGUACCUCGAACACGUAAAGGCCUGCGCCAGAGACCUACCAACAGACGUUGAGCGGUUCCCGGCAAACAUCCACGCAUACAUUGAUUACUAUAGUGAGAUAUACGCUCAGAACCGCGAGGCCAUUACUGCAUAUCGGGCGCGCGAGAUGUUUGCCGAACGCAUCAGCGGAGCUGCGUUUAUCCCUGACCAGAGCGAGCUCAAAAAGUUUGAGAUGACUGUUGUUGAAGAGGAGCGCUUGGUUAAGCAGGUACAGCUGCGGCUGAGCGAAAAGGUCCGGCAGGCCAAUGAGAAGAUCGACGCUGAGGCCCGGGAGUAUCAGCAAGCAACCGACCUAUCAAGCGAAAACGAAGAACUAAUCGACAGCAUUACAAAACUCGAAGCUGAGCUCGACACGCUAACCACAGAGCUUGAAGAGAAAGAAGCGCGCGAAAAGAGCAUAGUCGAGCAGCAGACGCGCGAGCUCCAAGCUGCGCACAACGACCUGGUGCGCGAGACCGCCAUGCGGGACGAAAUGGACCGCGAGCGGAGCCGGCUGGAGGACCGGCUGCAGCGGCUGCAGAGUGACGAGAAGAAGCGCCAAAUGAACGACGCGGACAAACAGGAGCAGCAGAGGCUCGUGGAGCGCUGGCUUCGCAGCAUUGCGCCGGUUGUUGGCGCUAAGGUUGAGAAUAACGUGCUUAUGCUGACGCUUGGCGAGAGCGUGGGCGCAAUGUCGGGAAGGCGCAUUUUGGUUGAAUUCAAUGUGCUGGGGAAGAUUGUAUCGGUCAAGGAUGAUUCCGGUCGCAAGCUUCCGCCAGUAAUGAACCACGACGUGCUGAUGCGACUGUUGAGCGAGUGACGACGCUGUUUUCCAUUAGGGCACGUGUUUGUGUUCCCAGGCCGGGUGCUUUUCGAUAGCACAAAGCAGGCACUUGCCACUCUUUUUCUUUAUGCUUAACUUUUUUAAUUUGGCCAAAUAAUUAAGGUAUUCAUUUU
Molecule: messenger RNA, 1125 nt
Organism: Kickxella alabastrina
Lineage: Eukaryota; Fungi; Kickxellomycota; Kickxellomycetes; Kickxellales; Kickxellaceae
Exons: 3
Coding region: 71-988 (305 amino acids)
Source: RefSeq, a predicted model, not a curated record